CUCUUCUCACUUCUCAACUUCCUCUCUCUCUCUCUCUCUCUUUCUCUUCGGAGAACAUCGCCGUCACGCAACGCCGGCGAACGGUCACCGCCGUCACUGUUAGUCGCUAACGUGCGCCGGCGAAGCAAUGUCGAGAGGAAGAUCACCCUCGCCGUCACCAUCAUUUGGUGACAGUCGCUUGGUGCUUGUGCCAGUGGUGCUUCUUCUCUUCCACUCGCUUCUUCUGUUACCUUCUUCCUCGCUCGCUAUUCGACCCGCUGAGUCGGAUCGGGUCGAACUCGUCAACGCUACCGAGUCCAACGUCUCUCUUUCGAGGCCUAGGGAAGGUAGCUUUGCCGACAUGAUUGAUCGAGCGCUGGAGCAUGAGUUCACCGAAAACGACCAAAACGAAGCAGCUGAUGCGGGAAGUUUCAACAACAGUGUAGCAGAACAACAGGCUGUUCUGGAAACCGUGGCCAGAGUCAAGCCAAACAAGAAUGACACAAAAGAUGAAAAGUCAUUUCAACUGCAUCAUGUAUUCAAUAGAGCUGAGGAUACCCCAAUGUUGAUAGAUCGAAGGGACAAUGUCUUCAUCAUUUCUAACUUCAAAUCCAAGUAUCCAGUGCUCCAGCUAGAUUUACGAUUGAUUUCAGACCUGGUCGUUGCUAUUGUUUCGGCAACUUGUGGUGGUGUUGCAUUUGCUUUUGCUGGACAACCGGUCAUUACCGGAUAUCUUCUAGCUGGCUCCAUAGUUGGACCUGGUGGCUUUAACUUCAUCAGCGAAAUGGUGCAGGUGGAAACAGUGGCACAAUUUGGUGUAAUAUUUCUUCUGUUUGCAUUGGGCCUGGAGUUCUCUACAACAAAGCUUCGAGUUGUUCGAGCUGUUGCUGUUCUUGGAGGCCUACUUCAGAUCUUUCUAUUUAUGUGCAUGUGUGGACUUACUGUGUCGUUAUGUGGUGGUAAAGCUUCAGAAGGGGUUUUUGUUGGUGCUUUCCUUUCCAUGUCUUCAACAGCAGUGGUCUUGAAGUUUUUGAUGGAAAAGAACACCACUAAUGCCCUUCAUGGACAAGUCACAAUUGGGACCCUUAUUUUGCAGGAUUGUGCUGUUGGAUUGCUCUUUGCAUUGCUUCCAGUUCUGGGUGGCACCUCAGGUGUUUUCCAAGGAGUGUUAUCAAUGACCAAACUGUUGGUGACAUUGAUUGCAUUCCUCUCUGUUCUGUCAAUAUUGUCUCGCACUUGCCUUCCGUGGUUGCUUAAACUGAUGAUAAGCCUAUCAUCACAGACAAAUGAACUCUAUCAAUUGGCGUCAGUUGCAUUCUGCUUGCUAGUAGCCUGGUGUAGUGAUAAGCUGGGACUAAGUCUAGAACUAGGUUCCUUUGCUGCUGGAGUGAUGAUUGCAACCACUGAUCUGGCUCAACAUACACUAGAGCAAAUUGAACCUAUUCGCAAUCUUUUUGCUGCUCUUUUCCUUGCCAGCAUCGGAAUGCUGAUUCAUGUUCAUUUUCUCUGGAACCAUGUUGAUAUUUUGGUAGCAUCCGUAAUUUUGGUGAUCGUUAUUAAAACAAUCAUAAUUGCUUCUGUUGUGAAAGGAUUUGGUUACAAUCACAAGACUUCAAUACUUGUUGGAAUGUCGAUGGCACAGAUAGGAGAAUUUGCUUUUGUUCUUCUCAGUCGUGCUUCUAAUCUUCAUCUAGUUGAGGGUAAACUAUAUUUGCUGCUUCUUGGGACCACAGCUCUUAGUCUGGUAACAACUCCUCUACUUUUCAAGCUAAUUCCUGCGGUUGUGCAUCUUGGUGUGCUACUGAGGUGGUUCUCUCCUGACAGUUCAGUGGAGAUUGGAUACAAGCUAGAUAAUCUCCGCUCAGAGAGUGGUAAGCAGCGGAUAAUUUUGAUGGACCAAGAAUCUCAUGAUUCUUAAUCACUGCACAAAGGGAGCUCCAUUUUUGCAUGACGUUAGAUUUGACAGGGUUUUCCAAGUGUUAUUGAAAAGAAUUUGAUCUGACAAAAUUUUCUUGAAUCAUCCAAACCUAUUCCAUGAUGGAUAGUUCCAACCAAACUGACCAAAUAUUAACCAAGGCAACUCAUCUUAACCCCAAAAAUGGGAACAAGAGAGAGGAAGGAUAAAAGAGUGAAAGAAAACAGACAAGACCUACAUACGAAGCUAUGUUGAAGAUAUUCUCUCCAGAACUCUACAUUCAUUUGUUUUUUCUUCUUUUUGGCUGGGGACGCUCAUAAAUGUAUGAUAUGGUUUCUGCUAUGUAUUUUGAACAGUCAUUGGCCUUAUUUCUGGAUGCUUAAUUUUAAAUGUAUCAAAAUUUUCCUUUUAGCAUCCGUGCCAUCCGUUGUGUGGCUGGGCUUUGUAUAUCUAAUUCAAUUUGCAUGUUUU
Messenger RNA from Abrus precatorius (Indian licorice), 2365 nucleotides. RefSeq names its product K(+) efflux antiporter 6. The record is from RefSeq and is a predicted model, not a curated record. The coding region runs from base 128 to 1897 and encodes 589 amino acids. Gene Ontology annotation, biological process: proton transmembrane transport; potassium ion transmembrane transport. Gene Ontology annotation, cellular component: membrane. The transcript has 20 exons. Gene Ontology annotation, molecular function: potassium:proton antiporter activity. NCBI's taxonomy places the organism in Eukaryota, Viridiplantae, Streptophyta, Magnoliopsida, Fabales, Fabaceae.